Molecule: messenger RNA, 1653 nt
Organism: Lotus japonicus
Lineage: Eukaryota; Viridiplantae; Streptophyta; Magnoliopsida; Fabales; Fabaceae
Product: pentatricopeptide repeat-containing protein At1g26900, mitochondrial-like
Exons: 1
Coding region: 346-1194 (282 amino acids)
Biological process (GO): RNA modification
Cellular component (GO): intracellular membrane-bounded organelle
Molecular function (GO): protein binding; RNA binding
Source: RefSeq, a predicted model, not a curated record
UUUUGCGUAAAGCACAGUUACUUUCAAGUUUCAACCUACGAGGCUACAACAACAUGCAUAGCAUCGCAAACACCACUCUUGCAUUGUUGAACUCAUGCAAAAAGCCCGCAUGGUCAAGACCACUCUCAGCAAGCUUCUCUAUGCUUCCAUUCUCGAUAUGGACUAUGCAACCUCCAUUUUCAGCGACAUUCAAACCCCCAAUCUUUGUUUGUUGAUGUUAAGAAUACCCUUUUGCGUUUCUAUUGUGCUUGUAGAAGAAUUGAAGAUGCACAUAAGCUGUUUGAUGAGUUUCCUGAAGGGAAUGACUUGGUCUCUUGGAAUUCGGUUUUUGAUUUGUUUACGAAGAUGUGUUGGAGUGGGCUUAUAGCUAGUGCUGCCACCGUCUUGAUCCUUUUGCCAGCAGCCGGUGAUACAGGGAACUUUGUUGUUGGGAAGUCCCUCCAUGGUUACUAUAUCCAAAUUGGAUUUAGUUCUCAUUUAAAUGUCCUUACUGCAUUGAUAGAUAUGUAUGCGAAAACAGGACUUGUGCAUUGGGGGCGUAAGAUUUUUGAUAGUCUUGUUGAUAAGGAUGUUGUCUUAUGGAAUUGUUUAAUAGGAAAUUAUGCAAGGAAUGGUCUGGUAGGAGAAGCAUUGUAUUUAUUACAGAAAAUGAGAAUUCAAGGAAUGAAAACUAAUUCUUCUACCUUUGUGGGGCUGCUUUUAGCUUGCCCUGCAUCCGAAUCUAUACAUCUAGUUCGUCACGUUACUAGUUUUAUUGAAGAGGAGAAACUACAACUGGAUGCAAUUCUGGGAACAGCUCUAGUUGAUAUGUGUGCUAAAUGUGGCUUUCAAGAUGAGGCUAUGGGCAUAUUUGAGAGGAUGGAAGAUAAAGAUGUGAAAUCUUGGACAGCCAUGAUUUCAGGUCAUGGAGUUCAUGGCCAGCCAACUAAGGCCAUUAAACUUUUCAAUAAGAUGGAGAACGGGGGGUUUAGACCAAAUGUAGUCACCUUUUUGGCAAUUCUGACUGCUUGUAGUCAUGGAGGACUUGUAAUUGAUGGGAUGGAUAUUUUUAAGCGCAUGGUUCAGGAAUUUGGCUUUUCACCACAGAUUGAGCAAUAUGGAUGCCUUAUUGAUCUCUUGGGUCGAGCAGGAAUGCUACAUGAAGCAUAUAAACUAAUCAAGAGCUUGCCAAUUAAGGGUGAUGCUACUGCAUGACGUACACUGCUUUCUGCUUGCCGAGUCUAUGGAGAUGUUAAAUUGGCGGAAUGUGUGAAAGAUGUCUUAGACAACAUUUAUGCAGUGCAUCCAACAGAUUCCCUCCUCAUUUCUAGCACUUAUGCAGCUGCUGGAAGAAUCUCAGAUCUUAUACCAAUGCAAGAAAUAAAACAAACAAAUGUUAUAGUAGAAAAUUAUGGGUUACAUGAAAAAAGGGAGGAAGUACAGUAAAGGAAGCUGGACUCAGCAGGGUUGUAAUUGAUAAUUAGGGAUAUAAGAAUACUAUAGGUUCACCAACAAGCAUUAUCUCUAUUACACAAAAUGGUGGCCUCUGUUGUGCACGAAAACUGCAAAUGCAAGGUCUGAUUACGAUAGGUUGACUGUAAUAGUCCUUUCUUCAAUUGCUUUUGUUGGUUUUGACUUUUGACCAUAUAUAAGAUUUUAAACUUUAUGUUGAAA